Molecule: messenger RNA, 2020 nt
Organism: Medicago truncatula (barrel medic)
Lineage: Eukaryota; Viridiplantae; Streptophyta; Magnoliopsida; Fabales; Fabaceae
Product: protochlorophyllide-dependent translocon component 52, chloroplastic
Exons: 7
Coding region: 113-1783 (556 amino acids)
Cellular component (GO): cytoplasm
Molecular function (GO): chlorophyllide a oxygenase activity; 2 iron, 2 sulfur cluster binding
Source: RefSeq, a predicted model, not a curated record
AGUUCGGUCAGGAGCUCGGCAAUAAUUGUCCCCUAGUUUCAACUUGUCUUAAAUUGAAGCACAUCAUUGAAGUGAUCACUUUCUUCUUUUGGACAAGGGAACAGUGGAAGCUAUGUUAGCUUUUUCUCUUUGUUCACUUCACAUCCCAAUAGCACAUAAAACACAAACCCCAUUAAAAAAAUCCAUGUUCUUGAAGUCACAAAUCCAUUCAACACUUCCAUUAAUUCGUGGGAACACUUCAAAAUUCAAGCUUUUCACUGCCUUAUCACCUUCUCCGUUAACAGAGUCUAGUAGUAGUAACCUUGAAGUGGAUGAUGAACCAGAAGUUGAAACAGGUUCAGAGAAAUUUGACUGGUACUCACAGUGGUAUCCUUUGAUGCCAAUAUGUGAUCUUGACAAAAGGGCACCUCAUGCUAAGAAGGUGAUGGGAAUUGAUGUUGUUAUAUGGUGGGAUAGGAAUGAGAGUGCAUGGCAAGUUUUUGAUGAUGCUUGUCCUCAUAGAUUAGCACCUUUGUCUGAAGGAAGGAUUGAUCAAUGGGGUAGGUUACAGUGUGUGUAUCAUGGUUGGUGUUUUAAUGGAUCAGGUGAUUGCAAGUUCAUUCCUCAGGCACCUCCUGAAGGACCUCCGAUUCAUACGUCCAAAAAAGCAUGUGUAGCUGCUUAUCCAAGCACUGUGCAGAAUGAUAUCUUGUGGUUUUGGCCAAAUACUGAUCCUCAAUACAAAGAUAUUAUUACAAGGAAAACACCCCCAUUCAUACCAGAAAUUGAUGAUCCGUCUUUUACUAGCUUUAUGGGAAACAGAGAUAUUCCUUAUGGGUACGAGGUACUGGUUGAAAACCUCAUGGACCCUUCACAUGUUCCAUAUGCACACUAUGGAUUAACUCCAGACCCAAAAGGGAAUAAUGCUGAUAGAGAAGGAGGAACACCACUUGAUUUCUCAGUUGAAGAGUUAGAUAUCAAUGGUUUCACUGCAAAUCAGGGUUGGAACAAAAGCAAAUUUAUGCCGCCAAGCAUCUUUUAUCUCUAUAGUGAGCCAGAUAAACUUGCAUCUUCUGUUGAAACUAAGAAAUCAUCAGUUCAGAAGAAAUUUUCUAUGAUCUUUAUUUGUAUACCUGUGAGUCCUGGUAAAAGCAGACUGAUUUGGUGCUUUCCAAGAAACUUUGGAGUGUGGGCCGACAAAAUUGUACCACGAUGGAUUCUUCAUAUGGGACAAAACUUGAUUCUAGAUUCAGAUUUAUAUCUUCUCCAUGUUGAGGAACAAAAAAUAAUGGAUGUUGGUCAAGGAAAUUGGCAUAAGGCCUGUUUUGUGCCAACAAAGGCAGAUGCUCUUGUGAUUGGUUUUAGAAAAUGGUUAAAGAAGUAUGCAGGUGAUCAAGUUGAUUGGAGAGGAAAAUAUAGUGGUGCUCUGCCUCCUACACCUCCUAGAGAACAGCUUAUGGACAGGUACUGGAGCCAUACGGUGAAUUGCAAGAGUUGCAAUUUUGCCUAUAAGAGUCUUAAUGUGGUGGAAGUGAUGCUGCAGAUUAUAUCUGUUGCUUCAAUUGGGUUUGUUGCCACAAUGAAGCAGGGAAUAGUUUCAGCUGCAACAAGAAAUUCAAUAGUUGUGCUGGCUAUACUUUCAUUCGCAUUGUCGCGGUUGUUAGCUCACUUUAUUUACAAAAACUUUCGAUAUCAUGACUACAACCACGUACGCUCUUCGAUGAAAUGUGUUUCCUUAAUUAUAUUUCUCCAAGCUGGUUACGUAUAUACUCCCUCCGGUCCUAAAUUUAUAAUAGACAUUUGAGCCGGCAUAAAUUGAUGUGUAUGGUCUAAAUUUUGAACUAGAUACAUCAAAUUUUGUUGACUCAAAAAUCUCUUAUAAAUGUAGUGAAGUUCUAUAAAAACAAAGCUUUUAGUUAUUGUUACUCAAGAAGUGCUUUGAAACAUUUGUCUGUUGUUGGAACCUGUGAAGGUUCAUAGUGACCCAAAUUCUUAUAAUCUUUUUUGGAUGAGUGAGAGCACUUUUAGUUGCCUUUCUAGA